CUGAUGCGUGCACAUGCGACCCCUCAACGCCACGCACCCGCCUUCGCCUGCGAUCCACAUCCACCCGCACGCGUCCUGUCGAUCCCACACCCGUCUCCUCUAGCACACACCCGCCCGCCGCCGAAGCAGACCUCCACGCCCGCCCCCCGUCCGCGACGGGCUCCUCCACGCACAAAAUUGCCGCCCAUGCGACCAGUGCCGGCGCCAAAAUACGCCCACUCGCACUCACCAUGCUCGCUACGACCCUGC
Molecule: messenger RNA, 249 nt
Organism: Heterobasidion irregulare TC 32-1
Lineage: Eukaryota; Fungi; Basidiomycota; Agaricomycetes; Russulales; Bondarzewiaceae
Exons: 2
Source: RefSeq, a predicted model, not a curated record